GCGAGCCGCUCAGGACUAGGCUUCUCUGUCCCGGAGUGGCAGUGGCCGCAGCUCUAUGGUCGCCUGAGGAGCCGCCGCCGCCGGGGAGCGGGCGAGACGAGAGGACAGGAUGUUCUGUCUUCGUUUUUUCCCUGCUGCCGCAGGGCUGGCUGUUGUUUCCCGACGGUACUAUGGAUCAUCACAGCUUACUCAGAGUAGGCGCCGACUGAUGAUGGCAGCUUUCCUGGGAACAUCUGCAGUAGCAGCAAGCACAGGCCUCUUAUGGAAGAGAGCCCAUGCAGAAUCUCCGCCAUCAGUAAACAAAGAUGAAAGUGAAGAAAGUGAUGAAGAAACCAGUAAAAACCUUAAUGAUCUUGGUCCACCAGAAGAGAAGAAGAAGAAGAAUUCUGGAUUCAGGGACCGAAAGGUAAUGGAAUAUGAGAACAGGAUUCGAGCCUAUUCUACUCCUGACAAAAUUUUCCGAUAUUUUGCUACCUUAAAAAUAAUAAAUGAGCCCGGUGAAGCUGAAGUAUUUAUGACUCCACAAGAUUUUGUGAGAUCCAUAACCCCCAAUGAAAAGCAGCCAGAACAUUUGGGCCUGGAUCAGUACAUAGUGAAACGCUUUGAUGGAAAGAGGAUAUCUCAAGAACGAGAGAAAUUUGCUGAUGAAGGCAGCAUAUUUUAUACACUUGGAGAAUGUGGACUCAUCUCCUUUUCUGACUACAUUUUCCUUACAACCGUCCUUUCUACUCCUCAACGGAAUUUUGAAAUUGCCUUCAAGAUGUUUGAUUUAAAUGGAGAUGGAGAAGUAGACAUGGAGGAGUUUGAACAGGUUCAGAGCAUCAUUCGCUCCCAGACCAGCAUGGGUAUGCGUCACAGAGAUCGUUCUACCACUGGUAACACCCUCAAGCCUGGCUUGUGUUCUGCCCUAACAACCUACUUUUUUGGAGCUGAUCUCAAAGGGAAGCUGACCAUCAAGAACUUCCUAGAGUUUCAGCGUAAACUUCAGCAUGAUGUCCUGAGGUUAGAGUUUGAGCGGCAGGACCCUGUCAAUGGGAGGAUCACCGAGAGACAAUUUGGUGGAAUGUUGCUGGCCUACAGUGGGGUCCAGUCCAAAAAGCUGAAAGUGAUGCAGAAGCAGCUCAAAAAACACUUCAAGGAGGGGAAGGGCCUGACAUUUGAAGAGGUGGAGAACUUCUUUACUUUCCUGAAGAACAUUAAUGAUGUAGACACUGCCCUGAGCUUUUACCACAUGGCAGGAGCAUCCCUGGAUAAAGCGACCAUGCAGCAAGUGGCAAAGACCGUGGCUAAAGUGGAACUCUCAGACCAUGUGUGUGAUGUGGUGUUUGCACUCUUUGACUGUGAUGGCAACGGGGAGCUAAGCAACAAAGAGUUUGUCUCCAUCAUGAAGCAGCGACUCAUGAGGGGCCUGGAGAAGCCCAAGGACAUGGGCUUCACUCGCCUCAUGAAGGCCAUGUGGAAGUGUGCUCAGGAGGCUGCCUGGGACUUUGCCCUCCCCAAAUAGGGGCCUGCAGUGUCUGGAGGGCGCGGACUGCCCAAGCAGCCUGGGGAUCCUCCGCCAUGGCGGAGGGGCCGCAGGAGAGGCCAGCCCGGCAGCCCUGCUUGUUCCCUUCAGUGGGCAGAGCCGGGUAGACCUCGCCAGCCAUUCCCUCCCUUUUCCCUGGAUUUAGUCAACACAAGGAGCUCUCUCUGUGUCUCCUUCAUUCUCCGCCUGCCCAGCCUGGCCUUUCAGAAUGCCCGGCAUUGUCCGUGUCCGUAAUCAGGAUUUCGACACAUGUAAGCUAUGGGAGGUCGAUGGGUGGGCCUGGAGUUUGAGAGCGACAGUGAGAGACUGAGGAAGUACCCCCAGAGGAAACCUUCAGUGCUCCCUUUCCUUCCUGCUUUGUUUUUACCUUAACAAUAUUUCUUAAAGGAAAUUUUUUGCUUUUCUCUUCACUUACUUUUUUUAAGAGAACCCCAUAUUGGGGGAACUUCUGAACAGCAGAUUGAGUAUCUGUGACCAGUGGUAAUGGAGGAAACUUGGUCACUGUUGAAGUGCUGAUUUGGUUCCCCAGGUUAGCUUUAUGUCUAACUUGCUCUGAGAAAAUAAAGGUCACCAAGAGAAAACCACCACUGAACUGCUGAUGUGUAACCAAGAAUGGAUGUAGCGCGCUGGGGUCUGGAAGGGUCGGCAGCGACGCAGGACUUAAUGUCUCCUCCCAGCUGCACCAUUUCUGAUGAUUUUCCCAAGGGGGGAGUAUGGAAUAAUGCAGAGGCCUAGAUCAGAAUCCAUAUCUGUCCUCGCCUUAAACGCUCGUGAAAUAUCACCUUAAUAUUCCAGUUUACAGUGAGGUCUCCAAGAACUCCUGUUGCCGUCUUUAUCCCCAGCCGGGCUUUACCAGGUUGAGUCCCCCACUGGGACAGUCAGAAAAUGGUGACGAGGAAGGUGAUGGGGCAGUGGGUCUGGGAGUCCAACCCCCAACUCCAGAGGCAGCCUUCCCACCAGCUGUGUGACUGAGGCCCAGGGUUCUUAACUGCCUGGGGAGCUUUAGAUAGUUUUCAGGAGGAUCAGUGGACUUGGAUGGGAAGAAAGAUGAUAGCCCUCUAGCUAAAAUGAAUCACUUCCAUUGGUUAGAAACAUGAGCCUGAGAGGGGCCUUGCCCUAAGGGAUCCAUGAGAACCUCUGCUUUCUUUGCCAUUUCCUCCAGCUUAUUUUACAAGUGGGAAAAAUGAGGCAGAGUGACUUUUUUAGGGUAACACAGGUACAAAGAACUCAGUUCUUCCUGAAGCCAGGGCCAGCACUCUCUGCACUGUGGCACCGACUGCCUGCAUACCAGAUAACAGAGUUACUUUAGAAAUAGACCAGAUAAUUCAAAGCAAUCCCAAUGGCCAGAAAACACCAUCGACAACCAGGAAAAAAAAAAAAAAUAUAUGGAGACUGAAUAUAAAUAGCACAUGCUCUGUUCACUUCUUUUUUUCUCUCUCUCUCCCAUGGUUUUUCCCUUUUGCUCUGAUUUUUCUCUUCCAACAUGAUUCAUUAAAGCAACAUGUAUUAAAAAUAAAUAAAUUUAAAAGAAAAGAAAUAGAUCAGAUAAUUGAUUUGGAGGAAUAUCAAGUAAUAUAACAGGGAGUAAAAGUGGAAGAAAUAAGACGCAGUUCUGCUAAAUCUAAAACAGUACUUCAGAACUAUAACCAAGACUAUAUGCCACUAAAUUUCAAUUAUUAAAAAGCAGAAUAGGUUACACAAAAAUGAGAAAUAAUGCCCAUGGGCCUCAAGUUUAAGUCAUUCACUCCAUUCCAGAAGCAUUUAUUAAGCACCAACUUUAUGCUAGGCACCAAGCCUAGGGGCUAUGAUAGAAACAGAGGCAGUGUGAAUCCUUUUUCCUCAAGAAAUUCAUUUUCUUUGGGGGAAUCAUGUCCACAGAGAAGGGGAAAAAAUAUGUAUUUACAAAGAAAUGGGAAGGGGACGAACAAAUAACUGGAGGAUCUUGAAGGACCCUCCUGAAGGAGGUGGCAAUUGAAGUGAGCCUUUGAAGAAGAGGGAUUCUAAGAGGCAAUAAGCCCAAAGCAGAAAACAGACCGGUGAAAAAGCAAGUUUAGAUCAGCAACUAUCAGCACAACCAAUUCCAAAUUAAUAAAUUAUCUAAAUAUAAAUGUUAUUUUUUAAAAUUAGAGAAUGUUUCUUUUACAGUUAUGCAUGGAGAAAGAUAUAACCUGACAAGAGAGAGAAAAGAAUCUAAAAGGCAAAAUGGACAAUUAAAAUUUUAAAGCUGUUUCAUGAAUAAAAGAGGAUAUAGAAUCAGAAGAAAAGAUAUGCUUGGAGGAAAAAAUCCUAUUCAAUACUGAUAAAAGUGAUAGCCAAAAUGUAUAGGAAAUCAAUAUAAACAUGUUUGAAAGCACUCCUUCAAAAGAUAAGUGGUCAAGAGAGAUAGGAGAAGCAAUUUUCAUAAGAAGAAAUAGUCUAUUAAAAACUAUGUGAAAAUAUGUUCAAUAUCACUCCUAAUUAGAAAAGUGCAAAUUAAAGCAGUCCUGAAAUAUCACCUCAUACCCAUAAAGCUAGCAAAGAUGCUAAAAAGAUAGCAAAGCUGGUUGGAGGAUCUUGGGGAAAAGAGGUACAAUCAUUCACUGCUGAUAGAGCCGCAAAUUGGUUUAGCUGUUCUGGAAAAUAAAUUGGGAUUAUGAAAGAAAAGGCACUAAAUUAUUCAUAUUCAGACCCAGAGACUCCAUUUCCAGGACUAUGGCCCAAGGAGAUUACUGGCAGCAAAAAAAAAGACCCAUAGUUACAAAAAAUGUUAUUGUGAGGUUACUUAUAACAAAAAUGCUGAAAACAAAAUAUAUACCCAAUAUUUAGGGACUGGCUAAACAAACUGUGACAUGUGAAUGUGAUAGAUUACUAUUACUGUGCCAUAAAGAAAGACAAAAGUAAAGCAGAGUCAAGAGAACAAUAUAAAGAAAUUACAAUAUAAACAAAGCUGCGAUAGAGGCAACACAAUUACGGUCAAAAUACAAGCCAUAUGUUAACACCGUGCUGCCAAAAAUAAUCCUCCUUUAUGUUAACCCAUCAAUAAACUGUUUUAGGGAGUAUAGAUGUUUUAAGGCGGCUUGUUUGGGUAUUUAUGGGAAAUUCUGUUGUAUCAACACAGUUUUUUAAAAUGUAUUAAAACUUAAAUACAAAAGAGAAAAAGGAAAAAAAAGGAUUGCCAUUUGCACAGAACAACAUGAGAGGACUCAAAGUAUGAAACAAUAUCUCAUUUCAAGAAAGCCUAUAUAAUAAUAAAUACUGUUACACAUUGUGUUCAGAGCUGUCCAUCUUUUUUUUUUUUUUUGUCUCCUUUAGGUUUUCAUUUUCUGCUACUUUAUUCUGUUUUUCCCCUUUUCCUCCCUCCACCUUCCCCAAGAAAGCUACAAUUACGUACAGAUACAUGUAUGUAUACACACAUAACACAAUAUCUACAAUCACAUAUACAUUCAUGUACAUCUAUGUAAGGCUAUGCUGUACUUGUUCUGUUCUUCUGAAAGUACAUGACAUCAUCCUUUCUAAGUCCAAGUCUUUGCGUAGUUUUCUAAAUUCACCAAUUCAUCGUUUCUACACCAUGGCAGUAUUCCAAUCUUAUAUUGUCUAGUUAUUUUAAGUAGUCCAAAGCAAUAUUAAUGUGGCUGACAUAUGGUGUAUUUUCCCUAAUUUUUUCUCUUUUGAUUCAAUCUAUUAUAGCUUUAACUUUGAGAUCAGUGAUUACUACCCCCGAGUUUUUUUCCUAAUAAAUUCUAUUCCAUUUCACUAUUAUUAUUAUAUUUGUGUGUACCUCUUAUUUCCUAUCCCUACUGGCUCCUCUUCUUUGCUUCUACCUGCUACCUUGUCUUGCUACUACUUACCCUAUCCUGCCUCCAAGGAUUCCUUCCUUAAAUUCUCCCCCCAUCUUUUCUUUCCCUCAUUUUUCCCAGUCCCAUUAAUCUAUACAGGCUACCCCAUUCCCCUUAAUUUACACAUCCUUCUAUAGUUCCCCACUCCCAUUGUAUUCCCCACCCCCUCUUUCACAAUUUUUUAAAAUGUAGGCUGGGAGUGAGAUCAGAUUGAAUAAAACAUAAACACGAAGAUGUGGACUGCUGCGCCAAACAUUUAUUCAGUAAAUAUUUAUUGAACCCCUAUCAUAUGCAGCAUCAAAUGCUGAAUACUUUGGAGUUUACAGAGAAGAAUAAAUAAACAACUGUCCUAAUAAAAAAGUCUAUACUCCCCUAGUCAAAAACUGAAGCUGGGGAGGGGGGAAGGAAGGGGGGAAAGGUGCCAUUGCCUGCAAAAUAAAAAGGCUAAAGCCCUUAGCCCAGCAUUUAAUGUGCACCCUGGCUCCCUUUUAAGCACUAGAUCUCACUACUGUUAAACUGAAUCAUUAGGGGUUUACCAAUCUCACCCAAAUGUCUCCUUCUUUUCUGUAUUUACAAAAACCAUUCAUAUAAACUGUGCAGGACAAAAUGGGUACUUGGUCAUUAGCCUGUCUUAUUCUAACCAAUUUGACGGAUCUUCUUAAAAUGUAUUUCCAUGAUGUCACUUCCCUCCCCUAUUCAAAAAAUGGUUUUCUAUUUUCUAUAACAUCAAAUCUAAAUUCAGCCUGAUUUUCAAGUUCCUCCAUAAUCAGCCCCUGCCCUUACUUCUACUACUUUUCUUAACAGGCUUUCCAGCCUCUAUCCUCCCUUCCGCUUGGCUGUCCUCCUAGCCAGGGUGUUUCCGGUCCACAAAGGGACCAUAUUCAUUCCUCUCUCUGACCUUCGCUCACGUUUGGGCUCUUGCUAUCUGUGUGCCCUUUCUAGCCACCCGUGCGAAGCCCAGUCCUAACUCCGCUUCCUCUGUGAAGCCUUCCCUGUGCUCCAAGCCCAUGGCACUCCAAAUUCCAGUCCUGCUAGUGUUGGUCACACAACUUGGUACCAAUAUUCCUACAUUUUCAUUGUAUGUGUGGGAGUCUUCUCUCCCACUAGAUGCCAUGUCUGAGCUAUAGACACAGAAUGACUCAAAUAUUUAUCAAUUACUGCUGAGCACCUCUAUGUGCUAGACAUAAACACAUCCAAGUUACCUACUUAAUUAUACAAACAGAAUUUUUGUCCCUAAGCCACACCUCUGGGUGAUACAUAUGAUCAGAAUAUAGGUCGUGAUUAUCUCUAUUACAAAAGCAAAGGGCCAUUCACCUCCUAUGCAAGCACUAAUGCUCCCAGUGCACGUCAGAAUAUAGUUCAUGUAAUGGUCACUACAGAAAAGGCCAAAGGCCCCCAUUGCCCACAAAAGCAGUCAUCAAAUUCAGAACAGGCCUUAUUUCAUUUGAAAGUGCAGGUGGAACAGAUUUCUCAUGCAGGGACCUUCAAAUGAGACUGUAGUCUUGCUCUCUUAUCUCCUCAUCUCAAUCUUUUUGUGUGAGCUUUUCCCUUUUAAUCCAAUCUAGGUCACUCAUUACGUGCCCACUGUGUUUAAGACUUGUGCUAGGCACUGGGGAUACAAAAAUUCAAUGAGAAACAGUUCUGGGCUUUACAGAGCUUAUUGCUACUGGGUAAUACAAUACAAAGCAACAGGCAGCUAGGAGACAGAGCAGGUAGAACACUAGUUAGGAAGACCCGAGUUAGAAUCCUGCCUCAAGUACUUACUUAGUAGUUGUACGAUCCUGCUUAUCAUUUAAACUCUGCCCGAGUUUCCUUGUCUGCAAAAUGGGUAUGAUAAUAGCUCCUACUCCACAGAAUAAUUGGGAAGAUCAAUUGAGAUUACCCAAGGAAAGCACUUUGUUAAUCUUAAAUUAAGCCCUCUAUAAAUGCUAACGAACUCAUUGUUAUAAGUAGAGAGAGGGACUAGACUCCUGUGAGUCACUGUUAUUGGGAACCUCCUAGGUUGUCAACUGUCUCUACCAAUCACCUCUCAAGAUAAGGAAUUGCCGAGAAAUUCCAUUUAAAGUAACUACUGAUUGUAUAAAAUAUUUAGAAAUCUAUCUGCCCAGGAAAAACCAGAAACUUUAUGAGCAAAACUACAAAACACUUUCCACACAAAUUAAGUCUGAUCUAACCAACUGGAAAAAUAUUAAAUGCUCUUGGAUAGGGCAAGCAAAUAUAAUAAAGAUGACAAUACUACCUAAACUAAUCUAUUUGUUUAGCACUAUACCACUCAGACUCCGAAAAAACUAUUUUAAUGACCUAGAAAAAAUAACAACAAAGUUCAUAUGGAAAAACAAAAGGUCAAGAAUUUCAAGGGAAUUAAUGGAAAAAAAAUCAUAUGAAGGUGGCCUAGCUGUACCAGAUCUAAAAUUAUAUUAUAAAGCAGCAGUCACCAAAACUAUUUGGUAUUGACUAAGAAAUAGAAUAGUUCAUUGGAAUAGGUUAGGUUCAAAGAACAAAACAGCCAAUAACUUUAAUAAUCUAGUGUUUGACAAACCCAAAGACCCCAGUUUUUGGGAUAAGAACUUACUAGUUGACAAAAAUUGCUGGGAAAAUUGGAAAUUAGUAUGGCAGAAACUAGGCAUUGACCCACACUUAACACCGUACACCAAGAUAAGGUCAAAAUGGGUUCAUGACUAGGCAUAAAGAAUGAGAUUAUAAAUAAAUUGGAAGAGCAUAGGAUAGUUUACCUCUCAGACCUGUGGAAGAGGGAGGAAUUUAUGACUAAAGAAGAACUAGAGACCAUUAUUGGUCACAAAAUAGAAAAAUUUGAUUAUAUCAAGUUGAAAAGUUUUUCUACAAACAAAACUAAUGCAGACAAGAUUAGAAGGGAAGCAAUAAACUGGGAAAACAUUUUUACAAUCAAGCCUCAUUUCCAAAAUAUAGAGAGAAUUGACUCUAAUUUAUAAGAAAUCAAGCCAUUCGCCAAUUGAUAAAUGGUCAAAGGAUACAAACAAACAAUUCUCAAAGAAAUUGAAACUAUUUCUAGCCAUAUGAAAAGAUGCUCCACGUCAUUAUUAAUCAGAGAAAUGAAAAUUAAAACAACUCUGAGAUACCACUACACACCUGUCAGAUUGACUAGAAUGACAGGGAAAGAUAAUGCUGAAUGUUGGAGGGGACGUGGGAAAACUGGGACACUGAUGCAUUGUUGGUGAAGUUGUGAACACAUCCAGCCAUUCUGGAGAGCAAUUUGAAACUAUGCUCAAAAAGCUAUCAAACUGCAUACCCUUUGAUCCAGCAGUGUCUCUACUGGGCUUAUAACCCAAAGAAAUCCUAAAGAAGGGAAAUGUGCAAGAAUGUUUGUGGCAGGUCUCUUUGUAGUGGCUAGAAACUGGAAACUGAGUGGAUGCCCAUCAAUUGGAGAAUGGCUGAAUAAAUUAUGGUAUAUGAAUAUUAUGGAAUAUUAUUGUUCUAUAAGAAAUGAUCAGCAGGAUGAUUUCAGAAAGGCCUGGAGAGACUUACAUGAACUGAUGCUGAGUGAAAUGAGCAGGACUAGGAGAUCAUUAUAUACUUCAACAACAAUACUAUAUGAUGAUUAAUUCUGAUGGACCUGGCCAUCUUCAGCAAUGAGAUGAACCAAAUCAGUUCCAAUAGAGCAGUAAUGAAUUGAACCAGCUACACCCAGCGAAAGAACUUUGAGAGAUGACUAUGAACCAUUACAUAGAAUUCCCAAUUCCUAUAUUUUUGUCCGCCUGCAUUUUUUAUUUCCUUCACAGGCUAAUUGUACACUAUUUCAAAGUCCAAUUCUUUUUGUACAGCAAAAUAACUGUUUGGACAUGUAUACUUAUAUUGUAUUUAAUUUAUACUUUAACAUUUAACAUGUAUUGGUCCACCUGCCAUCUGGGGGAGGAGGUGGGGCAACUGUCAGUGCUGUAAAAUUACCCAUGCAUAUAACUUGUAAAUAAAAAGCUAUAUAAAAAAAGAGAAA
This is a messenger RNA of Antechinus flavipes (yellow-footed antechinus), 9310 nucleotides long. It is a transcript of the gene MICU1, whose product is annotated as mitochondrial calcium uptake 1. Gene Ontology annotation, biological process: calcium import into the mitochondrion; mitochondrial calcium ion homeostasis. NCBI's taxonomy places the organism in Eukaryota, Metazoa, Chordata, Mammalia, Dasyuromorphia, Dasyuridae. The record is from RefSeq and is a predicted model, not a curated record. Gene Ontology annotation, molecular function: calcium ion binding. Bases 110 to 1504 code for a protein of 464 amino acids. Gene Ontology annotation, cellular component: uniplex complex. The transcript is spliced from 12 exons.